AAGGCAGCACCUCAGCUCCCGCAUUUAGCCUCAGACCUUCUGUCUGUGCGCUGAGAAGGACGACGGCCGGCAGCGCCAGGGCAGCUCCGAGGCCUCCCACAUGGUCAAGGCAGCUUUGUGGGGGAGCCAGCCCUCCUGGAUCCCCAUGACCAGAGUGUGGGCCCUGCUGUUGUCCACGCUGCUCAGUGGCCUGGCUGGCCCCACACAGCUCUUCCAGCCGAGCCUGGUGCUGGACAUGGCCCAGGUCCUCCUGGACAACUACUGCUUCCCAGAGAACCUGCUGGGAAUGCAGGCAGCCAUCGAGCGGGUCAUCAGGAGCUGGGAGAUCCUGGACAUCGCAGACCCUCACACCCUGGCCCAGGUACUGACGGCUGGGGUGCAGAGCUCUCUGAACGACCGGAGCCUGGUCAUCUCCUACGAGCCCGGUGCCCUCGUGGCUGUCCGGCAAGUCCCAGCACUCACCAACCUCACACAGGAGGAACUAUUUGCCCGACUGCAAAAGGGCGUCCGCCACGAGGUUUUGGAGGACAACGUGGGCUACCUGCGGGUGGACACCAUCCCGAGCCAGGAGGUGAUGAGCAGGCUAGGGGAUUUCCUGGUGUCCACUGUCUGGAGGGAGCUCAGGGGCACAUCCGCCUUGGUGCUGGACCUCCGUCACUGCGCGGGGGGCCAUGUUUCCGGCAUCCCUUACAUCAUCUCCUACCUGCACCCCGAAAACACAAUCCUGCACGUGGACACCAUCUACAACCGCCCCUCCAACACCACCACUGAGAUCUGGACGCUGCCGCGGGUCCCGGGAGAGCGGUACGGUGUAGACAAGGAUGUCGUGGUCCUCACCAGUGCCCACACGGGGGGUGUCGCCGAGGACAUCGCCCACAUCCUCAAACAGAUGCGCAGGGCCAUCGUGGUGGGUGAGCGGACUGUGGGGGGCGCCCUAGAGCUCCAGAAGCUGAGGAUAGGCCAGUCCGAUUUCUUCCUCACAGUGCCCGUGUCCAGGUCCCUGGGGCCGCUGGGCAGAGGCAGCCAGGUGUGGGAAGGUAACGGGGUGCCACCCUGUGUGGGGACACCCGCCGAGCAGGCCCUGGAGAAGGCCCUGGCCAUUCUGACACUGCGCCGGGCCCUGCCGGGAGUCGUGCGGCGCCUGCGGGAGGCCCUCCAGGACCACUACACGCGGGUGGACCGCGUGCCCGCCCUGCUGCACCAGCUGGCCAGCACGGACUUGGCCAGCGUGGUCUCCGAGGACGACCUGCUUACUAGGCUCAACGCCGGUCUGCAGGCUGCGUCCGAGGACCCCAGGCUCCUGGUGCGGGUUAUCAGGCCAGAAGAAGCCUCUCCUGGGCCUGCGGCGGGAGCCGAUGGCCCCCCGGAGGUGACCCCAGCAGUGCCAGAGGAUGAGGCUGCCCGGCAGGCCCUGGUGGACUCCGUGUUCCAGGUGUCGGUGCUGCCGGGCAACGUGGGCUACCUGCGCUUUGACAGCUUCGCGGAUGUGUCGGUGCUGGGCGCGCUGGGCGCGCACCUCCUGCGCCGGGUGUGGGAGCCGCUGCAGGGCACGGGGCACCUCAUCCUGGACCUGCGCCAGAACCCGGGGGGGCCGUCGUCCGCCGUGCCGCUGCUGCUGUCCUACUUCCAGAGCCCCGGCUCCGGCCCCGUGCGCCUGUUCACCACCUACGACCGCCGCACCAACGUCACCCGGGAGCACUUCAGCCGCGCCGAGCUGCCGGGGCCGCGCUACGGCUCCGCGCGCGGGGUCUACCUGCUCACCAGCCACCGCACCGCCACCGCCGCCGAGGAGCUGGCCUUCCUCAUGCAGUCGCUGGGCUGGGCCACGCUGGUGGGAGAGAUCACAGCCGGCAGCCUGCUCCACUCCCACACCGUACCCCUGCUGCAGACCCCAGAGGGCGGCCUGGCGCUCACCGUGCCCGUGCUCACCUUCAUCGACAACCACGGAGAGUGCUGGCUGGGGGGCGGGGUGGUGCCCGACGCCAUCGUGCUGGCCGAGGAGGCCCUGGACCGAGCCCGGGAGGUGCUGGAGUUCCACCGCAGCCUGGGGGCACUGGUGGAGGGCACGGGCCACCUGCUGGAGGCCCACUAUGCACGGCCAGAGGUCGUGGGGCAGAUAGGAGACCUACUACAAGCCAAGCUGGCCCAGGGGGCCUACCGCACGGCCGUGGACUUGGAGUCCCUGGCCUCCCAGCUCACGGCUGACCUGCAGGAGAUGUCUGGGGACCACCGGCUGCUGGUGUUCCACAGCCCAGGUGAGCUGACCGCAGAGGAGGUGCCCGCGCCACCCCCUGCCGUUUUCUCCCCGGAGGAGCUCUCCUACCUCAUCGAGGCCCUCUUCAAGACCGAGGUGCUGCCUGGCCGGGUGGGCUACCUGCGAUUUGAUGCCAUGGCCGAGCUGGAGACGGUGAAGGCCAUCGGGCCGCAGCUGGUGCGGCUGGUGUGGCAGAGGCUGGUGGACACGGCCGCGCUGGUUGUCGAUCUGCGCUACAACCCUGGCAGCUACUCCACGGCCGUGCCCCUGCUCUGCUCCUACUUUUUUGAGGUGGAGCCCCGCCAGCACCUCUACUCUGUCUUUGACAGAGCCACCUCGAGAGUCACAGAGGUGUGGACCCUGCCCCAGGUGGCUGGUCAGCGCUACGGCCCCCACAAAGACCUCUACGUCCUGACGAGCCACACCAGUGGGUCAGCAGCCGAGGCGUUUGCUCACACCAUGCAGGACCUGCAGCGGGCCACGGUCAUUGGGGAGCCCACAGCUGGAGGGGCGCUCUCUGUGGGCAUCUACCAGGUGGGCAGCAGUCCCUUAUAUGCCUCCAUGCCCACGCAGAUGGCCCUGAGCGCCAGCACAGGUGAGGCCUGGGACCUGGCUGGGGUGGAGCCCAACAUCACUGUGCCCAUGAGCGAGGCCCUCUCCACAGCCCAGGACAUAGUGGCCCUGCGUGCCAAGGUGCCCACUGUGCUGCAGACAACCGGGAAGCUGGUCGCCGAUAACUAUGCCUUCCCUGAUCUGGGGGCCAAGGUAGCUGCCAAACUGAGCCACCUGCAGAGCCGCUAUUCGAGGGUGACCUCUGAAGGGGCCCUGGCGGAGAUGCUGGCUGCUGACCUGCAGAUGUUGUCUGGGGACCCACACCUGAAGACAGCCCAUAUCCCUGAGGAUGCCAAGGACCGCAUUCCUGGGAUUGUGCCCAUGCAGAUCCCUUCCCCUGAGGUCUUUGAAGACCGGAUCAGAUUUUCCUUCCACACUAACGUGCUCGAGGACAACAUCGGCUACCUGAGGUUCGACAUGUUUGGAGACGGCGAGCUGCUCACGCAGGUCUCCGAGCUGCUGGUGAAACACGUGUGGGAGAAGAUUGUGCACACGGACGCCAUGAUCAUCGACAUGAGGUUCAACAUCGGCGGCCCCACCUCGUCCAUCUCGGCCCUGUGCUCCUACUUCUUCGACGAAGACCCUCCCAUUCUGCUGGACAAAAUCUACAGCCGGCCCAGUGACUCUGUCAGUGAGCUGUGGACCCACAGCCAGCUCGCAGGCCAGCGCUACAGCCCCGCGAAGAGCGUGGUCAUCCUGACCAGCGGCGUGACGGCGGGCGCGGCCGAGGAGUUCACCUACAUCCUGAAGAGGCUGGGCCGCGCGCUCGUCGUCGGGGAGGUGACCAGCGGCGGCUGCCAGCCCCCGCAAACCUACCACGUGGACGACACGCACCUCUACAUCACCAUCCCCACGGCCCGCUCCGUGGGGGCUGCGGACGGCCGCUCCUGGGAAGGGGUGGGCGUGGCGCCCCACGUGGCUGUCCCCGCAGAAGCAGCCCUGGCCCGGGCCAAGGAGAUGCUCCAGGGCACUCUGAUGAGGGCGAGGCGGGGCUCGGGCGGCGGGGCCACCUGGAGGGCCUCCGUGGGCAGAGCCCUGGCCCUGGCAACACCUCUGGGCCACACACCAGGGGAGCUCGGGUCCUAGGUCCUGCCUGAGGGCCCCGAGGGGCAGGAAAGGGGCCUGCUGAGCCCCGGUUAGGCUUAGAGAUGGAAGGGCCCCCGGACUCACCCAUCCGGUCUCCUCACCACCAUCCUGUUUGGACACCCAGGGAGCUGGCCUUCUCCCUAAUAGUUGUUCUGGGGAGGUGAAGUCCAGACCUACCCACCCGUGCUCCUUGAUGGCCAGCCCGGGGUCCCCAUGCGGUCAGCGAGAGCAGCCCUGUCGAGUUGCCUUGCAAGGUGACCGCAGGCUCCAGGUGCGGAUCAACGUCCAUUUUUUUUGUAGCCACAUUUAGAAAAGUAAAAAGAAGCAGGUGAAAUUAAUUUCAAUAAUAUAUAUUAUUUAACCCAUAUUUCAUAGUUGUAUCAUUUCAACACCUACUCAGUGUAAAAGUUACUCUGAAUGAGAUGUUUGUACAAAGUCUUUAAAACCUUACCCUCUCACCGGCCGCCUGUCCAGUGCUAAAUGGCCAGCAGGGGCUGUCGCUGGUGGCUCCCACGUGGGUCAGUGUCCCCACUCUGCCCUCCCUGCACCUGCAUGUCCCCGUUGGAGCACCUCUCCCAUGUCCCCACCUGCUGUGUAGCCCUCAGGGCCAGCGUUGUCCUACUCAGCUUGGUCCCCUACUGCCCGUCUCCUGUGCUGGUGCCUGGUACAGGUGGAGGAUGCCUGUGGACACCAGUGAAUAUUGGCCGCAAGUCUUUUUCCCUCAGGUGUCAGCACUCAGACACUUGAAGAGAAGUCCGGGUUCACUGAGAAUCCUCCCCUCCCCGCCCCAGCCUCUCCCAGUCCAAUUCUACGCACCAAGUCUGUUCCCUUCACACGUCCCGCCCGCGCCCUUGUCCUCCAGCUUCUGCCAAGGCUCGAAGCUCAGGUGCCGAGCAGCACCCUGGCACGCCAGGGCAGCCCGUUCCUGCCUGGCUCCGUGACCUAGCCCGCUCCUGACCGGUGGGAAGCUUGUAGCACACGGAUCCCAGGGCCACCUCCACAGAUGAACAAGCCCAGAAGGAGAUGAGGAGCUCAGGGGUGACCUGGAGAAAUGAGGACCCUGGCUGGUGCUCUGGGAGCCGUGCAGCCCUACUCUGCUGAGUCACCGGGGACCCCAAACUGAGAGACCUUUAGUGCCCUGCUCAGAGCCGUGGUGGGCGGGGCCAGAGGAGCAGGGGACACUCCAGCCUCCAAGACGCCUCAGUGAGAUGAGUACCCAUGACUUCCGGCCUUGGUGCCUGUUGAGUCCAAGCUGCAGAUGCCACGGGUCACUUCCCCAGGGCACUGGGCUGACUUUACCACACAACCCCGAUGUCAUCAAGCUCCUCCCGGGCCCCAGAGCUUUGGAAUCUGGGCACACUGCCAGGCUGCCACCAAUACUGAGGAGUUUGUCACUGAAAAACUUUGAACCAUACCUGUCUGAACAGGAGAGUCUGAAUGGAAGGCAAGAUUUUACUCCAGUUCCUUUUCCUUCUGCUAAAUUCAAAUAAGAUUGUGCGUGUGAUUGAAUUUUAGUGGUAUUGUAUGCUAUGCUCUCACCCUUCCGUCAUUGGGUCUAUUCAUGUCCAGGCCAGUAUGCGGCCCCUGAUAUGGUUACAUUCUAGGUUUUCCCUCUCUGUCUCUGUCUCUGUCUCUCUGUCUGUCUGUCUGUCUCUCUCACACACACACGUAUAUAUGGCUAUCUGAUGAUCACCUACAUCAAACCUACACGAUUCCUUCUAAGUGGUUGAAUCAGGGGUGAUAUUUUAACU
Molecule: messenger RNA, 5703 nt
Organism: Molossus molossus (Pallas's mastiff bat)
Lineage: Eukaryota; Metazoa; Chordata; Mammalia; Chiroptera; Molossidae
Gene: RBP3
Product: retinol binding protein 3
Exons: 4
Coding region: 101-3952 (1283 amino acids)
Biological process (GO): proteolysis
Molecular function (GO): serine-type peptidase activity
Source: RefSeq, a predicted model, not a curated record